AUGUCGGACAAGCCGAUUGGCAUACAAAAUAAUGAAAAGUCUAUUUCAGAGCUAAAUAGUGUCAUUGCCCCGUCAGCGAAUAAAAUUGAUAAUGACACAGUCCGGGGUAAACUUUCAAAACUAAUCGGUGAUGCCAUGUCAAGCAAUCCAUAUUUUGCCGCCGGCGGUGGGUUAAUGAUCCUUGGUACAGGUUUGGCCGUGGCUAGAUCUGGUAUAAUUAAAGCCAGUAGGGUGGCAUACCGACAGAUGAUAGUUGAUUUAGAGAUACACUCUAAGGACAAAUCAUAUGCCUGGUUUCUGACCUGGAUGGCUAAACACCCUCAAAGGGUGUCCAGACACUUAUCUGUGAGGACAAACUAUAUACAGCAUGAUAACGGAUCAGUCAGUACAAAGUUUUCGUUGGUUCCAGGCCCAGGAAAUCACUGGAUUCGUUAUAAGGGUGCCUUCAUCUUGAUUAAAAGGGAAAGAUCUGCUAAAAUGAUAGACAUCGCCAAUGGGUCACCUUUCGAGACCGUAACUUUGACUACGCUAUACCGAGACAAGCAUUUAUUUGAUGAUAUUUUGAAUGAGGCCAAGGAUAUAGCUUUGAAGACCACGGAAGGGAAGACUGUUAUAUACACUUCCUUUGGUCCUGAAUGGAGAAAGUUUGGCCAGCCAAAGGCCAAAAGAUUGCUGCCUUCCGUGAUUUUGGAUAGUGGUGUCAAGGAGGAUAUUCUUGACGACGUUCAUGAUUUUAUGAGAAACGGUAAAUGGUAUUCCGACAGGGGCAUCCCAUAUCGCAGAGGAUAUUUGCUGUACGGUCCCCCCGGAUCAGGUAAGACGAGUUUCAUUCAAGCUCUGGCUGCUGAAUUGGACUACAACAUCUGUAUCCUAAAUCUUUCCGAGAAUAACUUAACGGAUGACAGAUUGAACCAUCUAAUGAAUAAUAUGCCCGAAAGGAGCAUACUGCUGCUGGAAGAUAUUGAUGCAGCAUUUAACAAAAGAAGUCAGACUGGUGAACAGAGCUUCCAUUCUAGCGUUACAUUUAGUGGACUGCUAAAUGCCCUAGAUGGUGUCACGUCUUCCGAAGAAACGAUCACCUUCAUGACUACCAAUCAUCCUGAAAAACUGGAUGCGGCCAUAAUGAGACCAGGUCGCAUUGACUACAAAGUUUAUGUUGGUAACGCAACAUCAUACCAAGUGGAGAAAAUGUUCAUGAAGUUUUACCCCGGUGAAACUGAAAUAUGCAAGAAGUUUGUGGAGAAUAUUGAAGCGUUGGAUAUCACUGUAAGUACCGCCCAAUUGCAAGGACUCUUCGUCAUGAAUAAGGACGCGCCACAAGACGCGUUGGGAAUGGUCGCUAGCCUUCGGAACUCGAACCACACUUUUUAG
Saccharomyces kudriavzevii IFO 1802 is the source of this 1371-nucleotide messenger RNA. RefSeq names its product bifunctional AAA family ATPase chaperone/translocase BCS1 (gene BCS1). The coding region runs from base 1 to 1371 and encodes 456 amino acids. Gene Ontology annotation, cellular component: mitochondrial inner membrane. The transcript has a single exon. Gene Ontology annotation, biological process: mitochondrial respiratory chain complex III assembly; protein insertion into mitochondrial inner membrane from matrix. The record is from RefSeq and is a predicted model, not a curated record. Lineage: Eukaryota; Fungi; Ascomycota; Saccharomycetes; Saccharomycetales; Saccharomycetaceae. Gene Ontology annotation, molecular function: ATP hydrolysis activity; ATP binding.